This is a messenger RNA of Entelurus aequoreus (snake pipefish), 646 nucleotides long. Its product is annotated as transmembrane protein 238-like. The record is from RefSeq and is a predicted model, not a curated record. Bases 56 to 541 code for a protein of 161 amino acids. NCBI's taxonomy places the organism in Eukaryota, Metazoa, Chordata, Actinopteri, Syngnathiformes, Syngnathidae. The transcript is spliced from 2 exons.
GCCGCCUCGCCGACACACUUUCUCCGGAGCCCCUCUCGGCCCACCGCAGCCCGACAUGGAACCGGCGUACCGGGGUCUGGGCCGCUGCGUGUGCUGCUUCUGGCUCGCCGUGGUGUUCGACGUGGUGGGACUGCUGGUGCUGCUCGUCGGCGUGUUCGUCAACGUCUUCUUCUACGACCUGCUCAUCUACGCCGGCGCCAUUGUCAUCUUCCUCAGCCUCGUCUGGUGGGUCUUCUGGUACUCGGGCAACAUCGAGGUGCUGGCCGCGGAGCUGGAGGACGACGUGGGGCUGACGAAGAGGGGCAAGGAGGCUCCGGGCGGCAUCACUGGCGCGGUCCGCCGGCUUUCCAGUCGGGUCUCCGCCGGCAUCAGGAACUCCUUGCGCGGGAACAGAGGACCGGACCGGUCGGGUCCCGCCGUGGCCUCCGAGCCGGUGGUCGUCACCAUGGCAACCUUGAGGCCCAAUGAGCGCUCUAUGGACACGAUGGGGUGUGAUGACGUGGGAAUGCCGCACACCUCCACGGAGACCUCACCUGCAUAGACUCAGUGAACGAGAACGAGAACCGACGUCACUCAAUGAACUUUUUUUUUUUUUUUUACAAUUAAUGUGUGGAAAACACAAGUGAUAGCAGCUGUGGAGAUUUAU